AUGCUCAACGUUCUGGAUUUCUCCUGCCCGGAUCCUCUUUAUUCCAAGUACGAGGAGAGCUGCGAGCUGAAAACCGGAGAUCUGCAGGGUCUGGGGCAGCCUGAGCAGCAACUUCUGGCAGAGGCCGAUUUUCUGGGAGGAGAGCUACUGGGCACCCCGAUGAGCAGUGGGGUGCUGGAUUACCCCCUCCUGGGCACCCAGCCCUCCCCUUCCCUCAGCUACACCGGCAGCUUCUUCAUCAAGGCGGUCCCAGAGCAUCCCCAGGACCAAGAAUCUCUCUUCAACCUGAUGUCAGGAAUUCUGGGCAUCUCCCCUUUCACCUCCUCUUCUUCUUCCUCCUCCGAAGGCCACCAAAGGCACCUGGAUGCUCUUUACCCCUGCCCCGAGGUGGCUCAGAACCAACUGGACCUUUACGCCGCCUGCCAGCCCGAGAUGAACGGAACCACCCCGGCUCCUUUCCCUGAGCAGGGCUACAGCUCCUUCCCUACACCCGAGGGGGUUCAGCCUCUCCCAGCACAACCCACCCUGGGAAACACCACCUCCCACUGCUUCUUCCAGCCCAAGCUCCUGGACAACAAGCAGGACAUCAAGCUGCCUUCUGCUUCCCCACCCUUGGACAAGUUUAAAGCCUCCUGUGCCCAGUGGGAGCCCAUCACCCAGCAUCAGGCCUACUUGCCCUCCGGCUACCCUUCUCCUGAAGAUUUCCCAGCUGGGGAAGGCAGCCAGGGGCUGUUCCAUCCUCCGGGCUCCAAGAUGGAGAACAUCUUGUCCAUCAGCUGCCAGUCAGAGCUGGGAGGCCUGCCAGAGGACACCCCCUGCUUCAGCACCCAGCUGGGCUACCCCUGUGAGCCCGAGAACUUCCAAGCCCGAGGGGACUUUGCUGACACCAAGCUCCACAACCUCCCCCCUCCUCCUCCCUUAAUGCCAGAGUUUGACACCUCCUUGGCCCAACCCGAAGUCCUGCCGGGCCUCCUGAGCUCUGCUGAGCUCCUCCAUCCUCACCCCUCGCCCUCCAUCCCCCCCACGGACUUUUUGGGCCACCCUUCCUCUUCCUCCCUCCCUUCCCUGCUGCCCCCCAACCCCCCCACGACCACGGCAGAGCCCAAGAAGAAGCCACGGAGGACCAAGUGCUCUUCCAAAUGCUUCUGCCCCAAACCCCACGAGAAAGCUUUCUCCUGCCCCGUGGAAAACUGCAUCCGGAGCUUCGCCCGCUCGGAUGAGCUCAACAGGCACCUCCGGAUCCACACGGGACACAAACCCUUCCAGUGCAGGAUCUGCUUGAGGAAUUUCAGCCGCAGUGACCACCUCACCACCCACAUCAGGACCCACACGGGGGAGAAACCUUUCUCCUGUGACACCUGCGGCCGCCGCUUCGCCCGCUCCGACGAGAAGAAGAGGCACAGCAAGGUCCACCUGAAGCAGAAAGCAAGGACGGAGGAGAAACUCAAGGGCUUGGGGUUCUUCUCCGUGGGUCUGUCCUUUGGGACACUCUGA
Messenger RNA from Calypte anna (Anna's hummingbird), 1494 nucleotides. It is a transcript of the gene EGR4, whose product is annotated as early growth response 4. Bases 1 to 1494 code for a protein of 497 amino acids. The record is from RefSeq and is a predicted model, not a curated record. Gene Ontology annotation, molecular function: RNA polymerase II cis-regulatory region sequence-specific DNA binding; DNA-binding transcription factor activity, RNA polymerase II-specific. Lineage: Eukaryota; Metazoa; Chordata; Aves; Apodiformes; Trochilidae. The transcript is spliced from 2 exons. Gene Ontology annotation, biological process: regulation of transcription by RNA polymerase II.